Messenger RNA from Amoebophrya sp. A25, 1537 nucleotides. NCBI's taxonomy places the organism in Eukaryota, Dinophyceae, Syndiniales, Amoebophryaceae. The record is from the annotation of a GenBank genome assembly.
CUUCCUCAGAGGGUUAACUGCCUGCAAAGGACAAACUGGUUUGAACAUGGUCGUAAACUUGAUUCUCGGUCGUGCCAACCAGCAAACGAAAAAGCGUGGACUCGACAAGUCUAAGGAGUUUGGCAUUGGCUGUCAUCGUUCUGAGGCGUUUUGGAAAGCCCUAUCGAGGGAACUGGAGAACAAGAACUUGUGCGAGCAAGUGUCGAAACAGAUGAGCUCCGGAAUGCGUUAUUUCGCAUGGCGCACGACAGAUCAGGGAAAAACCUUCAGAGACUCAACCAUUGACGUGUUUCAGCUAGAAUUGCCCUUGCCGAAAGAUUUAGCGGACAGUAUCAAGGAUGCCGAUGAAAAGGAAAGCGCAAAAAACGGCUCCUUGGGCAGUAUGAACAAUACAGCAGCAGGCAGAAUCAAACGAGAUAAAGGGAUAUUUUUGCCUGGUGUAAGCGGCUCUUCAAGAACAACCUUUAAUAUUGGUGUUGGAGCUUUUGGCGAUACAACUACAUCGUCAAGUGGAACAGGCGCCGCUCCCUUUCUCGAGUCUACACAAGUCGACGAACUGUUCGACGAAUUAAAGCAGCUACGCCUUGUCUAUGGUCGCGGGAAAAACUUGCCGGACUAUAUCAAAAGUGGGCCGUUUUUGCGGAACUUGGCGAACGUGAGACCUUCGUCCAUUGCUAGGUGCGUGCACGUUGAGGGCUAUGCUGGAGGCAUCAUGCCAUCUCUGCUUGAGAAAUUCAUCAAAGUUUGCUGUGACUUCUGUCGACGACACAAGCUGCCAGCGGACAAUUUUCUGGCGCCGGGAGGUGUGGAGGACGUGGCCGCACCUGGUGUUGGAGGCGGGACCUCGUCUAGUUCUAGUUCGUCAUCUUCGUCAAUGAAUCCUCCGGCUGUUGGCGUUGGGGCUGGUGCCUCUGUACAUGCUGCUCCUUCAGCAGGAGGCGGGAACAUUCUAGCACAGGCAGGUAUAAUCGGAGGAGGUUCUUCAACUUCAUCUGCAACGACUUCUACGUUGAUGUUCCAUCACCCGACUGAAUUUACGCCAAAUGAAGAGACACAGACAGGAGGAACUGGCAUGAACACAGGAAACAGUGUUCUUGGUAUACUAUCUUCUGCAGCUGGUGGAUCAUCUUCUAGUUCAAGUGCCUCAAUCUUCAGAAGACCCGGGGGAACGGGAAAAAUACUAGGUCAGACGGCGAAAACAUCCUCCAGUGCUGCGGCAAUUUCCGGCACUUCAUCUAUUGCUAAACCACCUCCUAGCGGCCUUGGUGCUCCUGCGACGACUCCUACAGGUGGCCUAUUGCUUCCUUCGCUGUUUGACGAUCUAGAAAAACUGUCAUAUUCAGGAGAGAGAGAACCUUUGCCGCACCAGGCCGCGCACGAUAACUCAGGUGAUGUGAAAAACUGUGGUGCGACACUGUUUCCAACUUCAGCGUACUCGGGCACAAACACGACUAACUCAGAUUUUGGUCGUUGCGACCAACCACCAACAAAACGCAUGAAAUUGGAUACAUCUUCACAUAUAACAACACGGCAUUGA